This is a messenger RNA of Anarrhichthys ocellatus (wolf-eel), 1145 nucleotides long. It is a transcript of the gene ggcta, whose product is annotated as gamma-glutamylcyclotransferase a. NCBI's taxonomy places the organism in Eukaryota, Metazoa, Chordata, Actinopteri, Perciformes, Anarhichadidae. The record is from RefSeq and is a predicted model, not a curated record. The coding region runs from base 500 to 1018 and encodes 172 amino acids. The transcript is spliced from 4 exons. Gene Ontology annotation, molecular function: gamma-glutamylcyclotransferase activity.
UCUAAUUAGGUCGUUUAUAUGACAUUUUAGUUUUUCCUUAAAAAUGUCAAAGGUUAUGUGGGUAAAGGCUGCUAGAUAUUGGCAUCUCUUCUGAGAAUGAAAUGAGAUAUCACACCACUACAAUGUUACAAAAAUCAUUAGAAGUAUCUCAAUAAAAAAAACACAAUUGCAAUGUCAAAUAUGUUUAAACCCCACGAGUCGCAAACAACUAUUUCCUGAUUAUAGGUGACGUAUAUGUUUGUGAAUGAAUCUGCCGACAGAGGCACCGCAACGGCUGAUGCAAGGUUGCACAAAGUACUAAGGAUCCGGUUAGUUUAAGAACCAGUUGAGACGUAACAGCGGUCCGUCUCCGCUUUGGAGGGCAACAAGCAAUUGAAAACCUUUUCGGAGACCAACAUCUAUACAUUUCAAUAGAAAUAUAUUAUUUCUAUGCCGACAUCCCGGAAGCUAAAUAUCAAGUUUUAGCUGUGCAGCCGACGGGAACCCAAAAUAUCAAAAGAUGUCAGCUAGUGCCAACGGUCGCUCCAUGUAUUUCGCGUUUGGAAGUAAUUUGUUGAAGGAAAGACUACAACUGGCGAACCCCUCUGCGACGUUUGUCACCACCGGACGACUAAAGGACUAUGAGUUAAACUUUGGCCUGUGUGAGAAAACUGAACACACCGUUUGGCAUGGUGGAGUGGCCACCAUUGCUUCCUGUCCAGGGGCAGACGUGUGUGGGGUAAUCUGGACUUUGAGCAAUGAGGACCUCCCGAGGCUUGACAUACAGGAAGGGGUGAAGAAAGGAAUAUACUCUCCUCUGGAGGUUUCAGUGGAGACUGACAAAGGACUCAUAAUCUGCAGGACUUAUCGAAUGAUGAAUUUCCACGCCUGCCCCCCCUCUCCUCAGUACAAACAGGUGGUGUGUCUGGGUGCAAAACAGAACGGACUCCCGGUGGAAUACCUGAAGAGGCUGGAGGCCAUUCAAACCAACAACUACAGCGGCCCGUCUUUGCUUGACACAAUCAGGGUAGACAAGUAGAGCUCGAAAGUUCACAUUACUGGAUAUGGAACUUCCGUGGAGAGGAACACCAAUUACAUUACAUUACAUUACAGUCAUUUAGCAGACGCUUUUAUCCAAAGCGACUUACAAUUCAGAAUCUAUCACA